Drosophila sulfurigaster albostrigata is the source of this 7637-nucleotide messenger RNA. RefSeq names its product protein encore (gene enc). NCBI's taxonomy places the organism in Eukaryota, Metazoa, Arthropoda, Insecta, Diptera, Drosophilidae. The record is from RefSeq and is a predicted model, not a curated record. Gene Ontology annotation, molecular function: nucleic acid binding.
ACACACAGAUACACACAGAAAACUUUGUGCUCGUUGUCGUUCUCGUUUGCUCGCUCGCUCUCUCUCUCUCUCUCUCGUUCUCUGGAAUGUUUUGAAUCCCUUAAGUUAACCGUGUAGCUCCUCAACUUGCAGCAAAAUGUGUGCCACAUACAACAAAUCAAAGAAAUUCUCACAUAACCUGAACUCCAUAGACAACAGAAAGUGAAGAACGCAAGAAAAUAAAAUAAAAAUAUAAAUAUAAAUAACAAAACAACUAAGCAGAAGUGGAAGCAAAAGAGCAGAAUCUGAAUACGGAGAAGAAUCAUAACCAAAAGAAAAGCUUUAACUUAAAUAUUUUUUAAGUAUACAACUAUACAUAAACAUAAACAAAAAACAAAAAAAAGAGAAGAAAUCUUAGCUGUAAGCUAAAUAAGUACGUACAUAAACUUAACUUAAACUUAAAUACUUAAAAUAAUUGAGAACUAUCGCAAGUGCAGAGACCAACCAAAUAUAUAAACCUAAUGGCAGUUUGUGAUUCUCGGUGAUAUGGUGUAAAUGUGAUAAACGAUGUUAUAAAAGUUUUAAAUGCAAUUACAACAAUAAUAAUUAAACCAAUAACGACAACAACAACCGCAACAACAACAACAACAAACGCUAAAUUCUUAGCGAAUUGUGUUUUCGACUCUACGUUUUUUCAUUUCGCAACAUUUUUUUAAAAACCAAAACCAAAAGCAAAAAAGUAUAAAACAAACAACAAUAAUAACUAUAUACCUAUACUAUAUACACCCAUAUAUAUACAUACAUAUAUAUAUAUAUCUAAACUUAACUAAACUAAGCCUUGUCUCUAUAAGUCUAUUAAAUAAUACUUAAUACUACAAAUAUAUAUCUAAAUUAAGUCGCACAAAAACCAAAUAAAUUACAAAAAUACAACAAAUAUAAUCCCGUGGAGUAGCAGCUGAAAAAGGCGUAGUGAUUUUUUAAUAUUCUAUCAACUGCACUGCCGGCAUAUUUUUGACAAUAUAUGAUUUUAAUCUAACAAACAAAAAAAAAAAAAAAAGAACAAGCCCAAAAUACCAGAAUACAUACGUACAAAGAUUAUAAACUAAACUAAAAAACAAAACAAAACGAAACUUUAAUCGUAUGCAAAGAUUCUUAUGAAACAAGCAAACCAAAAAGACAACUAACUACAGCAGAAAAAACAACAACCAGAAACUGGAGCGACAAACAAAAUGCAAUAGUUAUUCUCACUCGCAAAAAAAGUACAUUUUACAUAAACUGUGAUUAUGAGUUCCACAAAAUCUCAAGUAGCCCUUGCUACAAAUAUUCCAACCAACUUAGCCUCCGCCUCCGCCUCAGCCACCUCCACUGCGGCCGCCGCCGUUGUUGUUGUCGCCGCCGUUGCCUCAAAUAACAGUACGACGUCACCAGCAACAGGAGCAGCAGCAGCAACAUCAGCAGCAGCACCAACAGCAGCCGCAGCAGCCACUACAACAACAACUGCAACUGCAGGACAGGCAGUGACGUCAUCGACAACAGCAGUUGCAACAACUGCAACAACCGUGUCUACAAUAACAACACAAACAACAGCCAGCAACAACAACAACAGCAACUGCAGCAACAGCAGCAGCAACGAGGACACAUCUUCCGCAUCGAAUUUGGGGCGUCAGAAUAGUUUUGGCAAUAGACGCGGCAACAUGAAGGGCAAACAUCUCACACGGAGUCAUGCCAUGCGCGAGUCGACAUCGCCGCCACGCACGCCAACGCCUCGAGCUGCCUCCGAGCAACAGCAGCAGCAACAGCAACACCCCAGCGAUGCCCACGAACACAACAACAAUAAUAACAACAACAACAGCAAUGCCAUACUAAAUAAUAAUAAUAGCAAUACAAACACCAAUAGCAAAGCACAAUCAACUGGACGCGGCAAUUCGCCGCUCAUGGAAACGCCUGCUGUGAUUGUUACUAGUCAACAGCAGCAGCAGCAACAACAGCAGCAGCAGCCGUUGAAUGUGCCGCUGCGCGAUGAGCAAGAGUUUCCCAAGUUGUCGCCGCCAAAGAAAUCUGGAGCUGGUCAACAUAAUCGCACCAAUAGCAACGGCAGCUCUGGCAUCGAAUACAACAACAACAACAACGGCAGCAACAGUGGCAACAGCAACAACAACAACAACAAUGGCAAAAAGUAUGUGGUGGAUCUAAAAGCCAAUGGACUCGACAAGCAUCACAACAACAACAACAACAACAGUGGCAGCAACAACAACUCUGGUGCAGUGCUCUACAACUCGGGCAUGAAUUACAAGGCAGCGGAGCGACAUGAACGCCACGAACGUCACGAGAUGUCCAGCCAGAAUAGCAAUCUCAGCAACAGCAACCACGAGGAGGAGCAGUAUCACUAUGAACGUUCAGCUGGCGGUGGCGGUGGCAAAAAGCAUCGUGCCAACACCAAUUCCAAGGGCUCUAAGCCACGCUUGAAGAAUCUUACCGGCAGCUCUUCGGGCAGCAUUGAUGGCGGUGGCAGUGUUGGCGGUGGCGGUGGCAAUGGUGGUGCAGGUCCUGGUGGCGGUGCUUCGGGCGUUAAUAAUUGCAACAACAAUUCACAGACGCUCAACUCGAACAAUUCGAGCAACAACACAUCGGGCUUUAUAUCGCGCGAGAACUCGAGCGAACAGUACACGGACUAUGGUGGCACCGAUCUGUUGACAUUCUUUCGCGAUACGCUCAACAAGAAUCCCAAGGAUCGCAAUAUACUGUUGAAAAUCGAAAAGGAUUUGAUGGAGUUUGUCCAGGAUAAAAGUCGUGGCUGUGAGUAUCGAUUUCCGGCAACCUCCUCGUACAAUCGCAUGCUCAUACAUCGCACGGCUGCCUUCUUUGGCAUGGAUCACAAUGUGGACUCGGAUACGCAGCAGUGCGUCAUUGUGGCCGUAACCAAGGGCACUCGCAUACCAGAGAUUCGCUUCAAAUCGCUGGUGCGUGGCGACCAUCGUGAUGAUGCACGCAAGUCAAUUCUGAAGCGGGAUACGCAUAGCUUCGAUGAGGUGCGUCAGUCGCCUUAUCUUUGCCCGGAACGCGUGAUGCUCGAUCGCAAGGCCAAGAGCUUUGAGGAGCGUGAAGAGGAUUAUGAUCGUGCGCGUAGUCGCAUCUUCAAUCGCACCGCACAACAGGAUGGCUAUGGCAACGAGAUGCCCAAUGAUGAGUGCUACGGCGGUGGAGGUGGCGGUGGCAAUGGUGGUGGUGGUGGCUGGCACAAUGCAGUCGAACAGCAGCAGCAACAGCAACAACAACAACCGCCCAGGCCCAAGCGACCCAAUGGCAAGAUGUUGCAAAUGCAGAAUUCCACAGAGUCUCGCGAUGGCGGUGGCAUGCGUUCAGGUGGCGCUGUGCCCAAGUCGCACAACUUUGGCAACUACGGUGGACCUCCAAGUGCUGGUGGACCUGGUGGCGGCAACUCGCUGCCUCGUGGCGAUUCCACCAACUCCAGCAAGAGCGGACGUGGCGGCUUUGCCAAGCAGGACUCGACCGGCAGCACCAGCACACCUUGGCGUCUGUCGCCCUCGAGCAGCGGCUACAAGACACGCACACAAUCCGUGCGCUCCGAUUCCGUAACGCCAUCGCCCACGGGCUACGGCAGCGACAGGCAGACGCCGGAGUUCAGCCAGCAGCCGUCGGUGCAGGCUCAGUCGUCGUCGUCGUCUUCUUCUAACCGGGGAAUGGCCUAUCUGCAGCAACAGCAGGCAGCAGCAGCGGCGGCAACACCAAUUGCAACGGCAGCAACAACGACAACAACAUCAGCGUCCAAUGCCCCAGAGUCGGCAUCAGCAUCGGGACUCGUCUGGGCCGUCACAGACAUUUCGAGUGUGCCAAUUGGCAGCGUCCUCAUUGAUCCGCAAACCCUCCAACCAAUUCUCAAUCCAGACGGCUCCAUUUACCACUACGACCCGUCCAACUUGCCGCCCAACCAGGCGCUGCAACAUCAAUCGGGCAACAAUGGAGGAGGCGGAGGGGGUGGCGGUGGUGGCAACUAUCAGUCAAGUGGCAACUAUGCGCCCUAUCGCAAAUCCUCGCCGCAUCAACCGCCGCAGCAACAGCAGCAACAACAGCAGCAGCAGCAGCAACAACAGCAAUCGCAUCAGCAGUCAGCACAGCAGCAAGUCUACAGCAAUGAGUUGUCCUGCAGCUCAACGGAGAGCUAUGCCGAGGAGGUGCAAUCACCGGGCAUGGAAUGCUCCGAGGGCUAUGACAACUACACCACAGACUCACAGCAGCAGCAGCAGCAACAGUUGCAGCCGUCACUCGAUGGCAAGGGCGAUGAAUGUGAUAGCCUGUCCAGUGCCACCGGCUGCCUGAGCAUUACGACCUCAACCUCCACCAAGAACUACGAUCGCAUUGAGGUGCAAAAGUACAAGAAUCAGGCAACCAGUCCCAAUAUACCCGCCUGUUGUGCUGCCGACAAGGAGCUCGAAGUGGUUGCCCAACAACAACAACAGCAGCAGCAGCAAUUGCAACAGGAACCCGAGCAGGAAACUGUUGUGGUAUCAGCAAGUGGCAGCAGCAGCAACAGCAGCAGCAACAACAGCAGCAGCAGCAACACAUCAGCAGCAGUUGAGCUGCCACAGAGCCAGACACCGCUGCCGGUGGUUGUGCCGCUGGCGCAGAAUUGUGAUGCCCAAUCGCUGUCGCCCAGCAGCACGCCCUACAGCCAGUGCGAUGUGAAGACCGCGAGCCAGAGCCAAGCUCAGGUUGCAGUCGAGGAGCCCAAGACAACCACCUGGUCGUAUGCGUUCCAUACCACAACUACGCCCAAUGACGCUGCGCCCUACUGCGCCACCACAUAUCAACAAGGACCCGAUGGCAGCAUCUAUGCUGUGCCACAGGGCAUGGUGUAUGCGGCGUAUCCACAGCCAACGGUGAGCAACGCCGCCUCGCAGCCGCUCUUCCAGCUGACGAGCAGCAGCCAGCCAACGCAAGCGCUCUUUGCCUCGCAGGAGGGCGGCGAACUGCCCGGCGGCACCUACAUGAUACCUGUCUUCGAUCCGGCCCAGCAGCAGCGCGAAAGCUUAAUACCCGCCCAGGCCAUCUAUCAGACGCCCGCUGGUCCAGCCACAGCUGUGAUGCCGAUGGCCACCGCCACCGCCUAUCCGACGGCCCAGUUUGCCGCUGCCGCACCAAAUGGUGCGCCCAUCUAUCAGGCGCCUUGGAUAUACUCGAGUGAACCGGCUGGGGCACAGCUGCAACAACUGCCGAUGGCCACGUAUCCAACGAUUGGCUAUCCGUAUCAUCAUUAUUAUCCCAUACCCUACUAUGUACCGCAACAGGCGGUCACUGCGGCCCCGAUGGUGGCCACAGCAGCGGCCGCUCAACCCGGCGGACCAAAUGGUCCCGCCGUCGGUUCGUCAUCGCAGCAGGUUCAGGCUGCUCAGGCGGCGGCCGCACAGCUGAAUCUCGCAACUGCCUCAGCGGCUGGACCGCCAACGGUAGCUGGCGGCCAGCAGGCCACCAAUGGCCACAUUGUCAGCAGCGGCUCCAGCGGUGGCUAUUUGGGUGGCGCACGCGUUAAACGCACACCCGGCGGCGGCUCAAUACACUACAAUCCCAGCUACCAGGCUGCGACGGCAGCCGGACAUGCUGCGGCUGCAGCGGCGGCGGCAGCUGGACAUCAUCCGGGCGCUGGAUCGGCGCAGAUCAUUAGCACACCCGGUGCUGGGGGCACAACGACAUAUCAUGCGCUGCCCACGCUAACGCUGGCGCAUGGCGGCGCGGGGGCCAACACAGAUCUCAAUGCGGCCGCCGCUGCCGCUGCAGCGGCUGCAGCAGCCGGUGCUCACGUCUAUGCGCUGCCCGCCCAGCAUACCGCAGCGCUGAUACCGACCAACAUCUUCCCCCUAUGCGACGGCGGCGCCGGGCCAGCCGGGCGCCCAGCAGGCGGGACCACAGGCGCUGUGCUGCAGCAGCAGCAACAGGCGCCGCCACCAGCUCCCCACUCGGCGCCGCAUCAUGCGCUCAUCACAGCGGCGCCCUUCUAUUCGGCGGCCAGCAUGGAUGCCACCGCCUCACAGUCGGCGCCCAGCACGCCAGCCGCACCUGGACGUCAGGCGCCGCUCUUCAGCACUCCGCCAGCGCCUAAUGGAGGCGGCAAUGGCAGCGGUGGCGUUGGAUCUGGCUUGGGUUCGGCGGCUGGAUAUCACAGCAAUAGCUCAACGCCGCAUUACUAUCACAGCCAGAGCAGCAACGAGGGCGGCUAUGUGACGCCCUACGAGAAGCGCAACAACCUCGGCGGCAACAACGGCGGCGGUGGCGGGGGCAUGGGUGCUCCAGCUCCCGGUCGCAAACCGUAUCAUCCCGGUGGCUACAAUCCACGGCACUCGGUGCCGCUGAGCGGCAUGCCUGCAGGCGCCAAGACGCCGCUACUGAACUCCAACAAUGAGCCAACGCCACGCGCCUCGCCCAGCAGCGUCAGCUUGGGUGGACCUGGUGGCCAUGCGACGUCGUCGAGCUAUCAUCAUGCUGCGCAUCGUGGACCGCCACCGGCUAUGGGCAAGCGUGACAUGAAGCCUGCCCAGAUGCCGCUGAUCAGCGGUCCACCGCCCAGCUAUGCCACAUCGAGCAGUCCCGCGGGUCAAGGUGGCUACGAGGCAAAGCCUCCGGUGCGCCUUAAUGCUGGCGCUGCCAGUUUUCGCAGCCAGAAAUCGAUGAAUGCCGACUAUCGACGCAGCGUCUCGCAGCGCAAUUCGCCCAGCGCCAAUGGGGCGGGCAAUGGCAAUGGGAAUGGCAACAACAGCAGCAGCAGCCAUAGCCAUGAGAGCAGCAACAAUUCGCCCAACAGUAUUGCAGGUGGUGCAGGCGGUGGCAACAACAGCGGCAACAGCAACAACAACAGCGCCGCCAAUACACCGAAUGCCAAUGCACCUCCUCCGGCCACCAAUCUGGGCACCCAAUACAUUGUCGUCGAUCAUGCAACGGGCGCCGCUGUGAACACCUCGCCACCAUCGCUGUAUCUGAGCGGUGGCAACAAUGCCGGCGGCGGAGGUGGCGGUGGCGGCGGCAACGGUGCCGGACCGCGCGCCUCGCACAUUCCAGCCCAGCUGCAUCACAAUGCCGGUGCAGCAGCCGCCGCGGCGGCAGCAGCAGCAGCAGCCGGUGCUGGUGGCCAACAGGCGGCCGCAGUGCUCAGCGGAGUUGCCGCUUUGGGUGGCUACAAUCCCAAUGCCGCAUCCGGUGUAUACAUCAAGUAUGGCCAGACAUACUUUGCGCAUCCAUCGGUGACCUUGCCCAACAAUCGACGCUCGCCCUCGAGCGACAUUCGGCCACAGAUGGCUCAGGUUACCGGCAUGUAUCCCGCCGCAAUGAUGAUACAAGCACCUCCACGUCAUCCAAGUCGUCAUCCGAAUCCGAACUACAAAGGAUCGCGUCCGCGGUAAAUCUACCGCCGCCUCCGUGGACAACUAGGAAGGACGCUCACAACACAAAAGCAACAACAAAAACAUAUAAAAAAGAUAAAAAAGAAAACUACAUACACAUAACGACAUACCUAAGAUAAAUAUAAAUAGCAACCUAAUCUAGUGGAACAUAAUGUAGAUGACAAAAGAAAAACAUAAAAAAAAAAGAAUGGAAGGAAUGGAAAUGAAAAGAAAAGAAGUGUGCAGAAAAAGAACAGAAGCGAGAACACA